Messenger RNA from Miniopterus natalensis, 3407 nucleotides. NCBI's taxonomy places the organism in Eukaryota, Metazoa, Chordata, Mammalia, Chiroptera, Miniopteridae. The record is from RefSeq and is a predicted model, not a curated record.
GCCUCUCAGCCUCUCUCCACCUGUGAGAUGCUCUCCUUGGAUCUGCUGGGUCCCAAGUGGGACGGCCCCCUGGGCUCCAAGGACCUGGAGGAAGAGGAGGGCCCAUGGGGAGGAGGCUCUGGCCUGCUGCCCCCAGACUCCUUCCCUGGCUCCUGGCGCCUCGACGUGGGCCUGGACUGCAAGGGCUCCCCCGAAGGGGCAGAGGCCCGGGCCUGGACUGCCUACUACUACAGCCUCCUGCAGAGCUGUCUGCAGCAAGCUGGCCUUCCGGAGACCCAGGACCGCAGUCAGGUGCCCCGCACAGGCUGCCCUGGGGCAGAGGUGACCUUGUGCAUUCUGGGAUCCCCCAGCACCUUUCUGUCUGUGCUGCUGGAGGGGGGGGUCCAGAGUCCGGGAAACAUGCUUCUUUGCCUGUCCCCUGCUUGGCUGACGAAGGUCCCAGCACCAGAUCGGCCAGGAGAGGGGGCCCUGCUAGUCUCCAAGGCAGUGAGCUUCUACUCUGGGGGCCUGACAUUCCUGGAUGACUUUGUCCCCCAGCGCCAAGCCACCUACUUCCUGGUGGGCCUGGGACCCGGGCCUGGCCAGGGUAGGGAAGCAGCUGAGCUCGCUCGCGACCUCACCUGCCCUACAGGAGCCUCAGAGGAGCUGGCCCGGCUGCUGGAGGACCGGCUGCUGACAAGGCAUUUGCUGGCCCAGCAGAGUGGUGUGGCUGUGCCAGCUACCCUGGCUUUCACCUACAAGCCGUCCACACUGCUUCGGGGAGGGGAUGUCAGCCCGGGACUCCGGCUGGUGGAGCUGAGUGGCAAAGAGGGCCAGGAGGCUCUGGUGAAGGAGGAAGUAGGGGCCUUUCUGCGCUCUCAGGCCCUGGGUGAUGCCCUGCAGGUGGCCAUCAAGCUCAGCAGCUGGCGCUGGCGGGGGCGGCAGGCACUGCGUCUGCACCCACGAGCAGAGGUGGGCCCAGUGGCAGACACAGUGGUGGCAUUGCUGGAGAAACUAGAGGAGGAGGAGAGUGUCCUCGUGGAGGCGGUGUGCCUACCUGCCCGGCUGCCCUUCCCAGGAAACCCCCCACCAGGGCCUGAGCUGGCUAUGCGGAUCUGUGCUGUGGUGUGUCGGACACAGCGUGACAGGCCCCUGCUGAGCAAGCUGCACCUGGUGGAUUCAGACCCCAACCACUUUGCAUCCCAGUUGGUACAAACCUUCAUCCACUUUGAUGUGACGGAGCACCGGAAGGAUGAAGAGAAUGCACGGCUGCUGGCAGAGCUGGUGCGGACGCGUGGCCUGCAGCUAGAUGGCUGCUUCUCCUACUGGGAUGACUGCCUGGUGCUCACGGCCUUGCUCUGCCAGGAGCUGGGUCUGCCCUGCAGCCCCCCAGCUGCCAUGCGCCUGGCCAAGCAGAAGAGCCACACCCAUCUGCACCUGUUGCACCACCAAGGUCCUCCUUGGCCUUCACCCUCCCUCUAUGCUGUGCCUUGCUGCCCACUGGAGAGUGAGGCCGACGUGCAGAGGGCUGUCCGCCAGGUGCCCCUGCCAGGUGUCAUGAAGCUGGAGUUUGGAGCGGGCGCAGUGGGCGUGCGGCUGGUAGAGGAUGCAUCACAGUGUCACCAGCACUUUUCACGGAUCGCCCAUGACCUGCAGGGUGAGGCCGAUCACCCUGGCAUUGGGCUGGGCUGGGGCAACUCCAUGCUGCUGAUGGAGUUCAUUGAGGGCACUGAGCACGAUGUGGACCUGGUGAUGUUUGGUGGGAGACUGCUGGCUGCCUUUGUCUCUGAUAAUGGCCCCACGCGGCUGCCUGGCUUCACUGAGACGGCAGCCUGCAUGCCCACUGGGCUGGUUCCGGAGCAGGAGGCGCAGCUGGUGCAGGCGGCCUUCCGCUGUUGCCUGGGCUGUGGGCUGCUGGAUGGGGUCUUCAAUGUGGAGCUCAAGCUGACCCGGGCUGGGCCUCGGCUCAUCGAGAUCAACCCUCGCAUGGGCGGCUUCUACCUUCGAGACUGGAUCCUGGAGCUCUAUGGUGUGGACCUGCUGCUGGCUGCUGCUAUGGUGGCCUGCGGCCUGCGACCUGCCUUGCCUGCCCACCCACGGGCCAAUGGCCACCUGGUGGGUGUCACUGGCCUACUGUCUCAGCACUUGCAGGUGCUGAGUUCCACUGCCAGCCAAGAGGCUCUGCAGGCUCUUCACGACCAGGGCCUUCUGCGCUUCAAUCAGUUUGCAUCUUUAGAGGAGGCCCGGCUGCCUGGCCAGUAUGAGGAGCCCUACUGCAGUGUGGCCUGUGCUGGGCCCAGUUCAGCCGAAGCCCGUCUCCGCCUGCUGGGGCUCUGCCAGGGCCUGGGCAUCGAUGGGCCCCAGUACCCCGUUGCCCACUUCCUGUCCCACUUCAAAUAGCACUGGGGCCAGGGGGCAGGGGCAAAGUGCUGGAGCGGGUGCUGUGGUGCCCUCAGCUUCCUGAUACUCUCCCUGCCUCUCUUCCCAUAGCCCUGCCCAGCCCUGGCCUAGUCCACUCCCAGGCCUCAGGUCUGUUCCAGAGUGGCAGGGCCAUUUUGACACCAAGGCCUCCUGGGCUUAAGGGCCACAAAAGAAAGAAAAGAAAGUAACUGGGGAGCUAUAGGGCCCUCCUGCCUUCCCAAAGGCCCCAGUCCAAACCACAGCUGCCCCAGGACUCUAGCCAUGGAGAAGUGAUGACAGCUGCGUGCUCAUGCGCGCACACACACCACCCCACACCCAGGGAGGUGGGAGUGGGCCCAAACCCAGCCCAUCCUCCCCACCCCUCCAAGCAUCUCUCUCUUCCAUCUGCGUAUAGGAGGAGAUAUGGCUUUGGACAAAUUCCAAGAAAACCUGAGACUAAAUGCCCUGUCCUCUUACCCCCUCUUUUAACAAAUUCCAGGACAGUUCUAGAGCCUGCUGACAACUUCUGGCAGUGCCCCACCUGCCUCAUUUGACGUGAGCAGUAGAAGCAGGUGACCUGAGGUCAGCAGUUACCAUCUCCCCUCCAGGUAGACAUGAUUGCCCCAUUCCACAGAUGAGAAAAUGGGCUCAAAAAGGAAAAAACAUUGCCUGAAGGUCAUAUCACAGUGGAUGGAAUGUCGAGGGACAAGAUGUAGGGUCUAGGUUCCUGCUUUUACUAAGUCUUACAUGCCCACUCAGCUUCUAGGCCUUGCUCACCUCCCGGCCCUCAUUCGUAUGUGGCCCUGACAUAUGUGAACGCCUCCCCUCUCAUGCACCAUGUGUCUUCUCCACCAAGCUUAGGUGCUUUGGCCUCGUGUACACCUAACUAGCAUUGGCAAAGGAGAGUCUACAGUCCCUUCCUAAUUCAGGAGAGGCUGCUUUAAGAACUCCUAUCUCUGCUCAGCAUAGGAGCUGGGAACAGCUCCACAAGCAUCCCUCUCCAAAUAAAGGUCUAAGGACUACUGAAA